This is a messenger RNA of Penicillium brasilianum, 3238 nucleotides long. NCBI's taxonomy places the organism in Eukaryota, Fungi, Ascomycota, Eurotiomycetes, Eurotiales, Aspergillaceae. The record is from the annotation of a GenBank genome assembly.
AAUGUUCCCCUCUUUCUUGCGCUGGCGAAAUGACGUCCCCCAAGAAGCGAUCUGCAACUGCACUUUUGAGACCCAAACUACCAAUGACAACCACCGACACCAACCGCAUGGGCUUUGACCUCGCGCGUAUUUUGGCUUGAGCACGAAUGUAUUUGCAUCUCGGUAACUUGAGGCCGUUUGGUGCUGACACAGCAUCUCUCCGCUCGUCGGGCUUCGUAUCUCCGCGCGCUGCCGUCAACCUCCAACUUUCUACACGCGACUGUGAGGCACUUUCGGAAACGACAGUUGACCGGAUUCUUUCCUUCUGUCUGCUCCAAGAUGUUGUCUAUCGCGCUGUGAAGAGCUUCCGUGCUUUCACCUACUCCCGACCUGAUUCGAGACGAACUAUCGGGGAUUCAAGAGUUCGGCUUCGGGCGGCUUUCAGGACGACUUCGGGCGGGACACCCCCGUUUUAUCACCGCGUUCGCAUAAUUUCGGUGUGGUCUAUACUCUUCCGCCUAGAUGGACUCGUCACAGCAUCCGCUGGUAGCGGCCUUGCUCACUUCACUCACCUCUGCGACUAUCGCGCCUUCCGCCGCAACCCCGUAUUUAACCUCCUAUUCACAACACACUCAUUCCGCGUCCUCGAACUGGACCUCGCUAGCCCCUUCUGAUCGUGAUGGCGGCAAUGGAGGGAACAUGGAAAGGUGGUCAUCGCUUAUCGGUAUCAUCACUGCUCUGAUCGGCAACGUGUUGAUCUCGAUGGCGCUCAAUAUCCAGCGAUAUGCGCACAUCCGGAUCGCGCGAGAAUGGGAACAGAAUAAGAUCAAAAAGGAAGCUGAACGAAGACGGACACGGUCUGGCGCAUCCGUUGCGAAUCCGUACGGGACCGUCGGUGGUGAUGGCCGGGCUCGAUCGAGGGAACAGGAUCGGCAUAAUGGACAAGGGGAAUUUGAGGGUUACUACGAUGACGAAGAUGCGCCUCCCAGGGGAAGACCUGGCACUCGAGGCUCUGCGGACAGCGCCCGGGAUUCUUUUGCAUCCGGUAGUGCCGCGCGUUCAGAGGACUCUGAUGCUCGGAAAUCUUACUUACGGUCGCCGUACUGGUGGGCCGGUAUCAUCCUCAUGGUUCUGGGUGAGACUGGAAACUUCCUUGCCUAUGGUUUUGCGCCAGCCUCAAUUGUGUCUCCGCUGGGCGUCGUUGCCUUGAUCUCCAACUGCGUUAUCGCACCCUGUCUACUCAAGGAAAAGUUCCGACAGCGGGAUUUCUGGGGCGUCCUGGUAGCUAUAGCCGGAGCUGUGGUGGUUGUGCUUAGCGCCAAAUCUUCAGAGGAGAAGAUCGGCCCCGGUGAAAUUUGGACGAUGAUUACUCGUUGGGAGUUUGAGCUUUACCUGGGCUUGACGAUAGGGCUGAUUAUUGGCCUCAUGUGGGCCAGCUUCUCAUACGGCUCGCGCUCGAUUUUGAUCGACGUCGGGCUUGUAGCAUUAUUUGGUGGAUAUACAGCGUUGUCUACCAAGGGCGUCUCCUCGUUAUUGUCCUUCACACUAUGGCAUGUCAUCACAUACCCCAUUACCUAUCUGCUCGUUUUCGUUCUUGUCUUCAGUGCCUUGAUGCAAAUUCGCUACAUCAACCGAGCUCUUCAACGCUUUGACUCCACCCAAGUGAUUCCAACCCAAUUCGUCCUAUUCACGCUCUCCGUGAUUGUCGGUAGCGCCGUUCUCUACCGUGAUUUCGAGUCCAUGUCGGCUGCUCGAGCAGGAAAAUUUAUGGGAGGAUGCGCCUUGACCUUCCUGGGUGUCUACUUCAUUACCAGUGGUCGAGUACGUUCCGAUGACGAGUCCACCUUUUCCACGGACGAUGAGGAGGAAGCUAUCGGCUUGCUGGAUGGAGAGCGAUAUCGCGACAGGAUUGAUUUGUCUCCACCCGCGCAACAAUUUCGAGUACCAAAAACACUUCCUAUUGAUCGCGAGGAAGAGGACGUUGUUCUGUCCCCGACGGGUUCACUCACGAGCCGCGGUAUUGACGGCAUCGAUGAUGACCAGCUAACACCCCGAGGUGCCCUUUCCGGGGCCCCUUCUUCUCCAGCUGGCUCAUUGACCGCCGAGCUCCCUCCUUCGGGGCCAUCGCUGAAUCACCUAUCGCCACUACGACCGCCUUCCCGUAUGUCCAACCCUUGGGCAGACUCUAUCGAUGCAACCCUCGAAACCCCCAAAUCGGACCUCGAAACUUACUGUCAAACUACCCCUCCUACACAACACGUUGAUAGUGGUCAGGAGUCAACCAUACUUUUGCGUUUCCCCCCUGCACCUGGUAUCGAAGAGGAGCCAGCAAACAGGUCACCUGUUCCUCGGCGAGCCUCUACUCCUACUGGGACAGACCAGGCUCACAACACUGAUAGAAGCCACACAAUUCUGGAGACUCCUUCGCGACGAGCAAUGCGCAACUCUAUUUCCAACCGCUUUUCCCCUGGUCCACUCCUACCUACUCUUUCUGGCGGAUUCAGCGCCGUCGUUGCGGAAUCUCUACGUCGUGGCGAGGGUAGCCCAUUGAAAGAUCGUGCCCGACGAAAGGGAGGACGCCGCCGCCAACUCGACGGUGCGUUUGACCACGAGCCAGCUCGCUAUCAAGAUGGUGACCUCGGCGUUGAUGGUCUCGAUCAUCCUCUAAACCUUGCCACCACCCGGCUACAAUCUGCCACCGGUCUGGCUGUACCGCCCGUGGAGGGUGGACGGUCUACUCCCGCUUUGGCUACGCAGAUCUCUGCCACUUCACCUCAGAAAACAGAUGAGGAAGUCACUCGCCUACGCAGCUUCAGUGACUCGUGGAGUGGUGGGCUUGCAUGGCUGGGCGGCGCUCUGAGAAUGAAUCACCAUGAUCUACCUGUGGAUAGUGGUGCGGUCUCGCAAGGAACCGCGACCCCGGAAGGUGAUCACGCGAAUGGCGAAGGUAGCCAUAGCCACAAUCAUGCUGGAAACACCGAGGCUGAAUCUCGGUCAUAACUGCAGCAAGGAGCAUAGAGGGAACCAAAGCCUCCGUGUUCAGAGCCGUACAUGAAGAGUGGCUGGGUCACUCAAACCAUACAUACACUUCACCUUUUCUCUUUUCCCGUUCCACCUUUUCAUUUGGCGGCUGGUUUUUCUUAUAUUCUGUCGACAAACUUUGGUUGUAAUUGGCAUGGCAUUCUGCGGGGUACAUCCUCUUAGGCAUUUAAUAUCCUUCUCAUUGUGAUCUUUUUUCUUUUCGGGAGGUCUAUCGUUG